ACGGCACAACAGACAAAUGUGUUUCUAUACUAGCGCGUGGCUCGUGGCGCAAACAUCUUAACGGGAAUUUUAAAUUUUAAUUUUAAAAAUGACUGACGAUCUCAUAGAACUCGUACGUCAAAGAAAAGUUAUAUAUGAUUCUAAGUGUAAAGAUUACAAGGAUAAUUUCAUGAGAAAUGCUGCUUGGGAAGAAAUCGCUGAAAUCUUAGAACAACCAGUAAAUAAAUGCAAGGAUGACUGGGCAAAACUAAGGAAUGCUUUCGCCAGCGCUUUGAAGCGACGAAGGAAUAAGAAAAGUGGGCAGGCUGCGGCGGCGUUAGUGCCCUGGAAAUAUGAAGAGAACAUGAGUUUUCUUCUUCCUUAUAUGGAAUGUAGGAGCACAAAAACAAAUGUGACAACUACACCAGAAUCACCACCCACAGAAGAGUCUCCCGACGAAAGUCUUCCAGAAAGUCCCAGUACUUCACGCAGUCAAUCACAAUCCCGUUCCUCACGUGGAAAACCUAAUAAAGAACCCAAAUUACAAGAGUUGUACGAUUUGAUGAAAUCUUUCCAAGAUUUAAGACGUCAGAAGCAAAAUUUUAGACAAGACAUGGACGAAACUGAUCUAUUUUUCCUUAGUAUGAGUAAAGAAUUAAAAGCGCUGCCAAAACUUGAACAAACAAAAAUAAAAUUAGACUUGCACACCGCUAUUUCCCAAGCAUUAAUACGGCAAUUGGAACACAGAGACAAAA
This is a messenger RNA of Trichoplusia ni (cabbage looper), 734 nucleotides long. RefSeq lists its product as uncharacterized. The annotation marks the transcript as partial. Gene Ontology annotation, molecular function: DNA binding. The record is from RefSeq and is a predicted model, not a curated record. The transcript is spliced from 2 exons. Gene Ontology annotation, biological process: regulation of transcription by RNA polymerase II. Gene Ontology annotation, cellular component: transcription regulator complex; nucleus. NCBI's taxonomy places the organism in Eukaryota, Metazoa, Arthropoda, Insecta, Lepidoptera, Noctuidae.